AUGGCGGAAAGUCCAUCUGAAGGCCGAGCUGAUCUGGGAAACAAAGAUGUGGCUACACUGCGAAUGAAAAGAUCCGUUCCCCUGACACGAUUGAAGCUUGGCACCAGACAAAUUGUCAAACCAAAAGCUUUGCCAUCAAUGGAUGUUUUAUCUCGAGUUCGUCUUUCACAUACGGAUCACCUACGACGCCUUGCGUUGACGAAAAAAUCCGAAAAUCUCUGUCGUCUUGCCGCGGUUCUUGACCGAGCUGAGCCGAUAUUAGAGCGCUUUGAGCAGUACCUCCUUGCUCAACAGUGUCAAGAGAGCAAUCAAGCAAUAUGGGUGGAACAGCACCAAAAUCUGGUAGAAGAUCCUGGGAGGAAUCGGCAUCCUGCAGAACACUGCCUUAUUGUUGACGACAACGGAGAGUCCGUUGAGGUGCAGCCUGUAGACAUUGUUUACGGGAGCACAAAUGCAAAUGGACCGUAUUCUUGA
Messenger RNA from Cylicostephanus goldi, 474 nucleotides. Lineage: Eukaryota; Metazoa; Nematoda; Chromadorea; Rhabditida; Strongylidae. The record is from the annotation of a GenBank genome assembly.